UAGCUCUGGCCUUCAACUUAUAUCAUAUCAGCUGAACAAUUGGCAGAUUCUUUUGUUGAUACAUAUUGCUGUUUUGGCCCAUUGGCCUAACUUGUAUCACUGCCAUUCCUCUUGGUUCUCGUUGGAGUCUUUACUAUCUCAUCUCAUGCAUGUAUUGAUGGAACUCGUUGUUAUAUGAAGUUCUCUGCUACAGAAGUGACACUUUCCACUGCAUCCCUUCAUAAACUAUACAAUACCUCACAUGAAACAUGAUAUACUUCAUUUAUUUAUAUUUAACGUAGUGUCCUUGCUUUGAAAUGAAGAAAAUGAUAGAAAAUUGUUCCGAUGAAGCAUGACGUGCGCCCACUUCACUUCCCUUUCCGGAGGGUUCUGGAGUAGAACACUACCUUCCUAUGGCUUCUACAUUCAUGAAACAUCCAAUCCAUAAGAUACAGAGUCCCCCUUGGCCCUUUCUCUACUAUAUAAGCCCGCCAAACCAAGAUCCCACCUUACCAAAACAAGAUCCCACCUUUUCUACUACAGCACAAGAAGCCAUGGCUUUCAGAUCAACAGGUCUUUGGAAACGCUCGCUGAAUCCUCUCAUAGGCGGCAAAAACAACACCAACACAAACACCUUCGCCACAUCAACUCUGCCCAAGAUGAAACCAUACUCCCCAGCGGCGGAUCAUCAUCAAUUCGCAAGGAAGUCGUCGUCCUCGUGGUGGCCGCCGAGGGGAGAGUACGCGCCGGUGUACGUGGCGCUGGGGUUCAUGGUGCUGUCGGCGUCGAUGGGGCUGCACACGGUGGCGCACCAGAUGUUGUACAGCCCGUCGGUGCGGGUGAGGAAGAGGCUGAGGGAGACUUUGCCGGAGGUGGCGGAGCCGGAGAAGGUGGUGGACGAGUCGACCAGGUUUUUGGGCCACUCGUGGUUCAGGAAAGUGGCCCAUGUCCAGGAGUUCAAGAGCGGGAUUCAGACCUUGCCUCGCCCUACUGCUGAGACCGGCGAUGUUUAUGCCCGCCCGCCCGCCCGCGCGCGCUGAGACACUCGAGUCCGUCGGAGUCGAUCCACGGCGGCCCUGAAUUUUUUUUUGCUCCGACGGAAACUUGAUCAAAUUAGGAGUUCUAAUGUUGUAUGUUGGUUUGUUUCCCUAAGACGCUUUACUCUGUAAAUCUACUUCUGGAGCUGAAUGUAAUUUCCAACUAGAAUCAAUGCCCGCGGCGGCUGCGCAACGCCGCGUGAACUUAAU
Molecule: messenger RNA, 1226 nt
Organism: Linum tenue
Lineage: Eukaryota; Viridiplantae; Streptophyta; Magnoliopsida; Malpighiales; Linaceae
Source: the annotation of a GenBank genome assembly